Messenger RNA from Danaus chrysippus (African queen), 1893 nucleotides. Lineage: Eukaryota; Metazoa; Arthropoda; Insecta; Lepidoptera; Nymphalidae. The record is from the annotation of a GenBank genome assembly.
AUGGUCGUCCAAGCGGUAGGUAUAGAUCUCGGCACAACUUUUUCUUGUGUCGGGGUCUUUCAACAUGGAAAGGUGGAGAUCAUAGCCAACGAACAAGGAAAUAGAACUACUCCUUCAUACGUUGCUUUCAACGACACUGAAAGACUUAUCGGCGAUUCGGCAAAAAAUCAGAUAGCAAUGAACCCUAAAAACACUGUAUUCGAUGCUAAACGUUUAAUCGGGAGGAAAUUUAAUGACCCUAAAAUACAGCAGGAUAUGAGACUCUGGCCAUUUGAGGUAAUAUCAGAUGGGGGGAACCCAAAGAUUGUUGUUGAAUACAAAGGAGAGAAACGCAGAUUCACUCCGGAAGAAAUUUCUUCCAUGGUUCUGUCAAAAAUGAAGGAAAUAGCUGAAACAUAUCUCGGGGGUAUUGUCAAAGAUGCUGUGAUAACCGUCCCAGCAUAUUUCAAUGACGCACAACGACAAGCAACAAAAGAUGCUGGAGCUAUAGCCGCACUUAAUGUUCUUAGAAUUAUUAACGAACCUACGGCCGCUGCACUUGCCUAUGGUCUAGAUAAAGAACUGAAAGGAGAAAAGAACGUCCUCAUAUUCGACCUUGGUGGAGGAACAUUUGACGUGUCCAUUCUUCAGAUUUCUGAGGGAUCGUUAUUUGAAGUUAGUUCUACAGCUGGCGAUACUCAUUUGGGAGGGGAAGAUUUCGAUUGCCGAAUGGUUGAUCAUUUUUGUCAGGAAUUUGAAAGAAAGUACAAGAAAGAUAUUAAAUCUAAUCCAAAAGCUUUGAGAAGGUUAAGAACUGCUUGCGAGAGAGCUAAACGAACAUUGUCCUCGAAUACCGAAGCUAGUUUAGAAGUAGACGCUUUACAUGAAGGAAUCGAUUUUUAUUCUAAGAUCACAAGAGCACGCUUCGAAGAACUUUGUUCAGAUUUAUUCAGACAAACUUUAGGUCCAGUGGACAGAGCACUUAAAGAUGCUGGAUUAAACACGAGAGAAAUACACGAUGUGGUCAUGGUCGGUGGUUCUACAAGAAUUCCAAAAAUACAAAGAUUACUGCAGGAUUUCUUUAGUGGAAAAGUGUUGAAUCUAUCGAUUAAUCCCGAUGAAGCUGUUGCCUAUGGUGCAGCUGUGCAAGCAGCUAUUCUUACAGGUUCAAAAGACACUCGUAUCCAGGACGUCUUGCUAGUGGAUAUCACACCGCUAUCUCUAGGAAUAGAGACGGCAGGAGGAAUUAUGACGAAACUAGUUGAGAGAAAUACAAGGAUACCGAUAGCACAAAAAAAGAUAUUUACAACAUAUUCUGAUAACCAACCCGCUGUUACCAUACAAGUUUUUGAAGGAGAAAGGGCGUUGACAAAAGAUAAUAAUUUAUUGGGUGUCUUCAACUUAACGGGCAUUCCACCAGCGCCUAGAGGAGUACCGCAAGUUGAAGUAACUUUCGACAUAGAUGCCAAUGGCAUUCUUAGCGUGAGUGCUCAAGAUAGAAGUACUGGCAGAUCAGAACAGAUUACAAUAUCAAAUGACAGGGGCCGUCUUAAUAAAAAGGAGAUUGAUAAGAUGUUGCAGGAUGCAGAAAAGUUUAAAGCGGAAGAUGAAAUGGUGCGGAAGAAAGUUGAAGUUAGAAAUCAAUUGGAGGCUUACCUUUUUGGAUGUAAAACGGCAGCUGAAAGCGCUGGCACCAGAUUGACUGAUGAGGAAAAAGAAGCUGUUAUUACUGAAUGUGACAAUCAAUUGAUCUGGCUGGAAAUUAACGGAAACGCGUCAUUGGCGGAAUUAGAAAACCAUCUGAAGUCAGCUCAAGCUGUCUGCCAAUCAGCGAUGCUGAAAUUACACGCCGGUGGUCCAAGUUACGGGAGACCAGUCAGUUCAGGCGGACCAAGAGUUGAGGAGGUAGAUUGA